Molecule: messenger RNA, 5466 nt
Organism: Cricetulus griseus (Chinese hamster)
Lineage: Eukaryota; Metazoa; Chordata; Mammalia; Rodentia; Cricetidae
Source: RefSeq, a predicted model, not a curated record
AUCUUCUGCUCUGUUUUAGAUCCCUGUAUAUCACUGAGUCCACCAUGCUUCACUGAAGAAGACAGAUUUAGUCUGGAAGCGCUUCAGACAAUACAUAAACAAAUGGAUGAUGACAAAGACGGUGGGAUAGAAGUGGACGAGAGUGAUGAAUUUAUCAGAGAAGAUAUGAAGUAUAAAGAUGCUACAAAUAAGCAUAGUCAUCUGCACAGAGAAGAUAAGCACAUAACUGUUGAGGAUUUGUGGAAACAGUGGAAAACAUCAGAAGUUCAUAAUUGGACACUUGAGGAUACCUUGCAGUGGUUGAUAGAAUUUGUUGAACUCCCACAAUAUGAGAAGAAUUUUAGGGAUAAUAAUGUAAAGGGAACAACACUUCCCAGGAUAGCAGUUCAUGAAACUUCAUUUAUGAUUUCCCAGUUGAAAAUCAGCGACCGGAGUCACAGACAGAAACUUCAACUCAAAGCACUAGAUGUGGUUUUGUUUGGUCCUCUGACACGCCCACCUCAUAACUGGAUGAAGGAUUUUAUUCUCACAGUUUCCAUUGUAAUUGGUGUUGGGGGGUGUUGGUUUGCUUAUACACAAAAUAAGACAUCAAAGGAACAUGUUGCAAAAAUGAUGAAGGACCUAGAGAGUCUACAAACUGCAGAGCAAAGUCUCAUGGACUUACAAGAGAGACUUGAAAAGGCACAGGAAGAAAACAGAACUGUUGCUGUAGAAAAGCAAAAUCUAGAGCGAAAAAUGAUGGAUGAAAUCAACUAUGCCAAGGAGGAGGCCUGUCGGCUGAGAGAGCUGAGGGAAGGCGCAGAGUGCGAGCUGAGCCGACGCCAAUAUGCAGAGCAGGAGCUGGAGCAGGUCCGCAUGGCUCUAAAAAAGGCUGAAAAAGAGUUUGAAAUGAGAAGCAGCUGGUCAGUCCCUGAUGCACUUCAGAAAUGGCUUCAGCUAACACAUGAAGUUGAAGUACAGUACUACAAUAUUAAGAGACAGAAUGCUGAGAUGCAGCUAGCCAUUGCCAAGGAUGAGGUUGCUGCCUCAUGUCUGAUGCAGGCAGAAAAAAUUAAAAAGAAGAGAAGCACAGUCUUUGGGACCCUGCAUGUUGCACAUAGCUCCUCCCUGGAUGAAGUAGACCACAAGAUUCUGGAAGCCAAGAAAGCACUCUCUGAGCUGACAACGUGUUUGCGGGAACGGCUUUUUCGCUGGCAGCAGAUUGAGAAGAUCUGUGGCUUUCAGAUAGCUCAUAACUCUGGGCUCCCUAGUCUUACCUCCUCGCUCUACUCUGACCACAGCUGGGUGGUGAUGCCUAGAGUCUCCAUUCCACCCUACCCUAUUGCUGGAGGAGUCGAUGACUUAGAUGAAGACACACCCCCAAUAGUGUCACAGUUUCCAGGGACUGUACCUAAACCUUCUGGGUCUUUAGCCCGAAGCAGUAGUUUAUGCCGCUCUCGCCGCAGCAUCGUGCCAUCUUCCCCACAGUCUCAGAGAGCUCAGCUUCCUCCACAUGCUCCUCUGGCAGCCCACCCUCGGCAUCCUCACCACCCCCAGCAUCCUCAGCACUCAUUACCUUCCCCAGAUCCAGACAUUCUGUCUGUGUCAAGUUGCCCUGCUCUGUAUCGGAACGAAGAGGAGGAGGAGGCCAUCUACUUCACUGCUGAAAAACAAUGGGAAAUACCAGACACAGCUUCAGAGUGUGACUCCUUAAACUCUUCCAUUGGAAGGAAACAGUCUCCUCCUUCAAGCCUUGAGAUAUACCAAACAUUGUCUUCUCGAAAGAUAUCAAGAGAUGAGCUUUCCCUGGAGGAUUCUUCCAGGGGGGAUUCGCCAGUGACCGCAGAUGUCUCCCGGGGCUCACCUGAGUGUGUGGGUCUGACAGAAACCAAGAGUAUGAUCUUCAGUCCUGCCAGCAAAGUGUACAAUGGCAUCUUGGAGAAAUCCUGUAGCAUGAACCAACUUUCUAGUGGCAUCCCGGUACCUAAACCUCGACACACAUCAUGUUCCUCAGCUGGCAGUGACAGCAAGCCAGUUCAGGAAGCUUCAAAUGUGUCCAGAAUAAGCAGCAUCCCACAUGACCUUUGUCAUAAUGGCGAGAAAAGCAAAAAGCCAUCAAAAAUCAAAAGCCUUUUCAAGAAGAAGUCUAAGUGACUCAAUGGCAUCUGUGAACUUUAUCUCCCACCCUCCACUCCGUUUUUAAUUUUAAUUUUAGGAAUGUAACUCCAUUGGGGCUUUCCAGAGUUGAUGCCAUAGAGGAAAUGUCCUUAAGGGCAACUGUCUACUGUCUGCUGAUUUAACAGACUACGCCAUCAAUUUUAUCAAGUCUAACAUUACUGAAAAGUCAUCAAGAAGAGACAGUUUACAGUUAUUUCCACCUAUUUAUUUCUGCAUUGAUGUUAGUGAUGUAUACACAGCAUUCUGUUGAAAGCCGCUAUGGACUUACAAGCUUUAAUGGACUGUAAGCCAGCAUGGGCUUGCAAAAAUUUCUUGUUUACCAGAAUAUCUUCUUAUCUUUCCACAGAGCUGUUUCCAUCAUGGACUAAAUAACUUAAACAAAGUAAAACUAAUUGCACUACUGUUUUCCAGACUGGAAAAAAAUCUCUGCAAGUAAAACUGUAUAGAGUUUAUAAAAUGACUGUGGAUAGGGGACUGUUUUCACUUUUAGAUCAAAAUGGGUUUUUAAGUAGAAACUAGGGUUUCUAAUUGACUUGCUUUCUGGAAAUGAAAACCCACACUUUUAUUAUGGGGCGCUUCUUCAGAUGCAUUUAUUAUUAUAAAGUUUCAAGUCCUGCUGUAAAGAUCAUGUUGUUUUGUUUUCCCCAGGGCUUUCACUGUGAUUUACUGCACUGCAGGCUGUAUGAUAAAAUACAAAUAAUGUAAAGAGAGAAGGCUCUUGAUUCCUUAUACAAGUGGAAGAGUUAAAACUUGAUCAAAGGACUUAAAACAUUCACAUGCUUAAACUGAAGUGGGGGUGGGAAGUCAGGCACUUGUUUACAGACUUUGGGUAAAUGCAAAGGAUUUAUGGUUUGAAAAAAUUUGUACUGUGGAAAAGAUAAUAAAUUGGAGACAUUAUUGUGUGGAGUUGUGCUGAUUUUUGUUAAUAACACUCCACUGAAAACACUGUUUUCUGAAGAGCUAUGUAAGCUGUCCUAUUGCUUAAUUGCAGUAUAAGAAAUAGUGAUGUUUUGGAACUAACUUGUCAACAAAUUUCUUUGUUUUAUAUUGUUUGUCAUAUUUUUAUGUAGUUUGAAAUGUUUAAAUGUUCUAAUAUCAAGAUUAACAAAUAUAAAUUUAUGGUGCAUUUAGAUUGUGUUGUAUCAGUUUGUAAAAUUUGAAAUUGUUUAGAUGCUAGGCUAGUCUGAGAGCAGUGUCACACAGAACAACAGUUUACUCUUACUCAGCUCUUAGAACUUCAGUCAGAAUUAUCUGGAAAUACAAUGAGGAUGGGUGAAAUCGGAUAUAUGUUAACUAGAAUGUUUUUGGCACUGGAUAAUAUAAAUAAUAUCUAACUCAGUGCUGUGUGUGUGGGGACACUGAUAGAUAAGUGAUUGGCUUAUAAGGAAUGCUUUAUUAAGAAGCUGACUUUCAUAAUCUUCCAUGACUUGUGAUUAUAUCCAUUGGUCCUGUUGUUCAAGUUGUCAAGGUCUUAAAUGGUUUCCACAGAGGCAGAUGAUUAUAUGGUUACAGAUCAACUCCUAGGAAUAGAAGUUGGUUGUCUGAAAUGAAGAUGCCUUGUUCAGAUAAGGUAAGAUCUUAUGAAAGAGGAGUUUAGAAACAGCUCUGGAGCUCUACAGAAAGGGAAACAUUUGUGCAUAAAGAAUUAGAACAUUUUGGAAACUCUCAGAGUGAAUGGGGAUGCUUCCUUUCUCAUGGCUGGGCAAGAGGAGUUCUCUUUGAUUAUUGCAGCAGAGACAAGAGCUUUUUGGUUUGGUGAAUAGAAAAGGUCGAAGCUACUGGAGCAUGGAGAAUGCUGGUUGAAGGCUUGACCUGCAAGAUUGCUGAUAGCUAGGGUUGGUAGGACAUUUUAGGUCAGAACUAGGUAGAGACUAGGGGAGGUUGGCCUGAGAGUAUGUGGGUGGUUUUAGGUGGAGUACAUUGUGCAUGUCAGAUUACAUGUUUAUAAAUAUAGUAUUUGGAAAUUCAACAGAAAAAGAAUUGAGUUUUGGAAACCCCAGCAUUUCUGUAUUAUAUUGCAUCAUGCAUAAAAUGUUGGGCAGUUCAAUUCUGUACAUUUUACAUGCAUUUGUCGCCUUACUCUAGCCUUUCAAAAUUACUGGGUUUUCCUGGUUCUUCCUUAUUGAAAACAGAAAAAGAUUCCUGAAAGUAUGAAAAUGAAAACAACAGCAAGCAGGUCCAAUUCUGCUAUCUGAACUGCUUUUACUAUUUGAGGUGCCUUCUGCUAAAUAUUUUUUGAAGUAGUUAUAUACUUUACAUAAAAAAUCAUCUGUGAGUUGGAGGCCAGCCUGGUCUACAGAGCGAGUUCCAGACCAGGCUCUAAAGCAAUACAGAGAAACCCUGUCUCGAAAAAACAAACAAACAAAAUCAUCUUUUACUUUUAGCUCGAGCAUUUCUCCAACAUUAAAAAUUAUUUACGAAGAACAUUUUAGUGACUAUCUAAUAUUAUGGCAUUAUAUGGUUUUACUAUAAUCUUUUAAAACAUUCUGUCAUUUAACAUUACAAUAUAUAAUAUUUAAAACACUAAUCUCUCAUUUAACAUUACAAUAUAUAAUUAAAACACUAAUCUCUCAUUUAACAUUACAAUAUAUACUAUGUAAUCAUUUAAAACAAUCUGUUAUUAAACUUUAGACUGCUGCCAAAUUUAUUAGAUGUGGAGUAAUAGCAUUUAACAUUUGUUGAGUACUCUAUACCAGGUUCUGUUUUAAACUGUGGUACAUAUUGAUUUAAUCUUUAUACCAACCUGUAAAAUAACAUCAUCAUCAUCAUCAUCAUCAUCAUCAUCAUUAUAUCACUGGUUUCUGGAUGGCUAGACAGCUCAGAACUUUAGUAGGUGGUUUAGGACAUGUGGUAAGUGGUAGAGUGCUGUUCUUAAUGUCUAAAUAAUGUGGUAUAGAUUCUCAUCAAUACAGAUUUCUUGCAGUGUAUUUUAAGGAAGUGUAUAACAAAAUGUGAAGAUAAUGUUAAUUCACAUCUACAUACAUAUGCAUAUGUUUGUUUGUCUGACAUGUACUUUGGGGGUAGCUAUUGAGGUUUCUUUGUCCUAGAGCCAUUUUCCCAUGCUCUCCCUGAGAUACUGAGUGUGAGUAGCCUUUUAUUUCAUUGAUUUCUGAAUUGCUAUUUUGUUAAAGCUUCAUUAACUUUAUAUGAAAAGAAUGUGUAGAGAGAUUAGACAGUUUUUUUUACUGUUUUCUUAGCCUAUUGUUUUUCAUGUUAGUGAAUUGCUUGUUCGUGUUUUGUUUUUGUUUUCUCAUUAACUUCUUCAACAUCUAGUGCUUUCUAAAUCUUUUUCAAUGAGUCCUUCAAACA